Anguilla anguilla (European eel) is the source of this 1378-nucleotide messenger RNA. RefSeq names its product cathepsin S-like. Gene Ontology annotation, cellular component: lysosome. Gene Ontology annotation, molecular function: cysteine-type endopeptidase activity. Gene Ontology annotation, biological process: immune response. The record is from RefSeq and is a predicted model, not a curated record. The transcript is spliced from 8 exons. Lineage: Eukaryota; Metazoa; Chordata; Actinopteri; Anguilliformes; Anguillidae. The coding region runs from base 159 to 1160 and encodes 333 amino acids.
CAGGGUAACAACAGCGAGUGGGAAUUUCCGAAGACACGCUCACGUGACUUUCUGACUAUAAAAUACAGGAAGGCCAACUUUGUUGAAAACGUCCACUCGCUAUUGGGACCGCGAACAUCCUGCUCUUCAUACACGGUCGAAAGAUUCUGCUCGAGACGAUGUUCGGGAGACUGCUGGUGGCAGCGGCGCUGCUCGGGGCGACUGCAGCGGCCCUGAUCGACGUCGACCCGGAGCUGGACACGCACUGGCACAUGUGGAUGGCCAAACACAGCAAGGCCUACAAGCACCAGGCAGAGGAGUACGGGCGGCGGCGGAUCUGGGAGAAGAACCUGCGGAUGAUCACCCUGCACAACCUGGAGAUGUCCCUGGGCCUGCACAGCUACGACCUGGCCAUGAACCACCUGGGAGACCUGACGGCUGAAGAAGUAAUGCAGACCCUGACUGGGGUUCAGGUUCCCUCGGACCUGGAGAGGGGCCCCUCCACCUUCGUAGGGGCCUUCGGGGCCUCCCUGCCUGACUCCGUCGACUGGAGGGACAAGGGCUAUGUCACCAAUGUGAAGAUGCAGGGGUCGUGCGGGUCCUGUUGGGCCUUCAGCGCGGCGGGGGCUCUGGAGGGCCAGCUGAUGAAGACCCAUGGGAAGCUGGAGUCCCUCAGCCCCCAGAACCUGGUGGACUGCUCCUCGAAGUACGGCAACAAGGGCUGCAACGGCGGGUACAUGCACCAAGCCUUCCGGUACGUCAUCGACAACGGCGGCAUCGACUCGGACAGCGCCUACCCCUACGACGGCACGCAGGGGAAUUGCAGGUACAACCCGGCGACCCGCGCGGCCAACUGCUCCAGCUACACUUUCGUGCACGAGGAUGACGAGGGGGCCCUCCAGGCCGCCGUGGCCAGCGUGGGACCCGUUUCGGUGGCCAUCGACGCCACCAGGCCCACCUUCGCCUUCUACCGCAGCGGUGUGUACGACGACUCCGGCUGCGGCCCGACCGUGAACCACGGCGUCCUGGCGGUGGGCUACGGCACUUUGGACGGGAAGGACUUCUGGCUGGUGAAGAACAGCUGGGGUGUGCAAUUUGGUGACCAAGGCUACAUCCGAAUGGCACGGAACAAAGGGAACCAAUGCGGAAUCGCCACAUACGCCUGCUAUCCGGUCAUGUGAUUUCCCGGCCAGGAUGAGCUUCCAGACUCAAUUAAUUUUGUUUAACUACAGUGGAAAUCUUACUUCAUCAUCGCACUUUCUCUAUCGUGUCAUUUUCAGUGUUUUUAGUUUUAAUGCAAUUCACUUGUGUAGUAACUUUUGAAAUCAAUGUUUUAAUUGUUUAAAAGGAAACCUGCUGUAUUUUAAAAAAAAACGAUGUAAUAAAAUGUGUUUUAAAA